Molecule: messenger RNA, 3708 nt
Organism: Insectozyma verbasci
Lineage: Eukaryota; Fungi; Ascomycota; Pichiomycetes; Serinales; Debaryomycetaceae
Source: the annotation of a GenBank genome assembly
AUGUCAAAUAAUAAUAAUAAUAAACAACCAAAAGAUCAAAUUGAAAAUCCAUUUGAUAAUUCAAAUCUAAUUGAUUUAGAUCUAGAUUCAAAUCCUUAUGAUUAUGACCCCAAUUAUAUAUAUCCUCAUACAACUAGACCGAAACCUGAAAAUCCAUUUCAAGAUCAAUUCAUAAUUUCUGAUGAUGAAGAAGAAGAAGAAAUACCCGUGACGAGAGGUGAAAUUCCAAUAAUUGAAGAGAAUUUUGAAUAUAUUGAUAAUGAAAAACCACGAGAUUUUGAUAUAAGAAAUAUAUGGCAAAAAAUAAAGAAUAAAGUAAAGAAAACUAAAUCUUACCCUGAUGGCCCUAGGAUAAUACAUAUUAUGAAUCAUCAAUUAAAUUCACAAUUUGGUUAUUUUGGGAAUCAUAUAUCGACUACCAAAUAUAAUUUUGUUACAUUUUUGCCAAAAUUUUUGUUUGAACAAUUUAGUAAAUAUGCAAAUUUAUUCUUUUUAUUCACAUCAAUCAUACAACAAGUCCCACACGUGUCCCCCACAAAUAAAUAUACUACAAUAGGGACAUUAAUUGUUGUUUUAUUAGUUUCAGCUUUGAAAGAAAUCUCUGAAGAUAUAAAAAGAGCAAAUGCUGAUAAAGAUUUAAAUAAUACUAAAGUGCUAGUGCUUGAAAAUGGUCAAUUUAUACUAAAAAAAUGGAUAAAAGUUCAAGUUGGUGAUAUUGUAAAAAUAAAUAAUGAAGAACCUAUUCCAGCUGAUUUAAUUUUAUUAAGUUCUUCUGAACCUGAAGGUUUGUGUUAUAUCGAAACUGCAAAUUUAGAUGGGGAAACAAAUUUAAAAAUUAAACAAUCGAAAUCUGAAACGGCAAAAUUAUUGAAUCCACAAAGUUUAUCAAGCUUACAAAAUUCAGAAAUUAUAUCCGAACAACCAAAUAGUUCAUUAUAUACUUAUGAAGGUAAUUUAAAACAAAAUGGAUUUGAAAUACCAUUAAAUCCAGAUCAAUUAUUAUUGAGAGGUGCAACUUUAAGAAACACUCAAUGGGUCAAUGGUGUUGUUAUAUUUACUGGACAUGAAACUAAAUUAAUGAGAAAUGCGACCGCAACUCCUAUAAAACGAACAGAUGUGGAAAGAAUUAUAAAUUUACAAAUUAUUGCAUUAUUUUGUGUAUUGAUCGUAUUGGCUUUAAUUUCAUCAAUUGGUAAUGUUAUAAAGUCAAAAGUUGAUGCUGGUCAAUUGGAGUAUUUGCAUCUUGAAGGUACAUCAAUGGUAACUUUGUUUUUCCAAGAUUUAUUAACUUAUUGGAUUUUGUUUUCAAAUUUAGUUCCAAUUUCUUUAUUUGUUACUGUUGAAUUAAUAAAAUAUUAUCAAGCUUUUAUGAUUGGGUCUGAUUUAGAUAUGUAUUAUGAAGAAACUGAUACACCAACUGGUGUCAGGACUUCAUCGUUAGUUGAAGAAUUGGGACAAAUUAAUUAUAUAUUCUCAGAUAAAACAGGUACAUUGACUAGAAAUAUUAUGGAAUUCAAAUCUGUUUCAAUUGGAGGUAGAUGUUAUAUCGAAGAAAUACCUGAAGAUGGGUAUCCACAAAUUAUUGAUGGUAUUGAAGUUGGUUUUCACACAUUUAAUGAAUUACAUGAUGAUUUAAAAAACACUUCAACUCAACAAUCAGCAAUUAUAAAUGAAUUUUUAACUUUAUUGAGUACAUGUCAUACCGUUAUUCCAGAAAUUACAGGUGAUAAUAAAAUUAAAUAUCAAGCAGCAUCUCCAGAUGAAGGUGCUUUAGUUCAAGGUGCUUGUGAUCUAGGCUAUAAAUUCAUUAUUCGUAGACCAAAAGGUGUUACAAUUGAAAAUACAUUAACUAAAACACAAUCAGAAUAUGAGUUAUUAAAUAUUUGUGAGUUUAAUUCAACAAGAAAAAGAAUGAGUGCAAUUUUUAAAUGUCCUGAUGGUGUGAUUAGAUUAUUUUGUAAAGGUGCAGAUACUGUUAUACUCGAAAGAUUAUCAAAAGAUGAACCUCAACCAUUUGUCGAUUCAACCUUGAAACAUUUAGAAGAUUUUGCUGCUGAGGGUUUAAGAACUUUAUGUAUUGCAUCAAGAAUAAUUUCACAGAAUGAAUAUGAUGAAUGGUCUAAAAAAUUUCAAGAAGUAUCAACUUCGUUAGUUGAUAGACUGGAAAAAUUAGAUGCAGUUGCUGAAUUGAUUGAAACUAAUUUGUUUUUACUUGGUGCAACUGCAAUUGAAGAUAAAUUACAAGACGGAGUACCUGAAACUAUUCAUACUUUACAAGACGCAGGUAUAAAAAUUUGGGUUUUAACUGGUGACAGACAAGAAACUGCCGUAAAUAUUGGUAUGUCAUGUAAAUUAUUGAGUGAAGAUAUGAAUUUGUUGAUUAUAAAUGAAGAAAAUAAAACAAAUACUAGAUUGAAUUUACAAGAAAAAUUAACAGCUAUACAAGAACACCAGUUUGAUGUUGAAGAUGGUUCAUUAGAAAGUUCAUUAGCUUUAAUCAUCGAUGGGCAUUCACUAGGAUAUGCAUUAGAAGCAGAUUUAGAAGAUUUAUUUAUUGAAUUAGGUUCAAGAUGUAAAGCUGUUAUAUGCUGUAGAGUUUCACCUUUACAAAAAGCACUAGUUGUUAAAAUGGUUAAACGUAAAAAGAAACAAAGUUUAUUAUUAGCAAUCGGUGAUGGUGCAAAUGAUGUUUCUAUGAUUCAAGCUGCUCAUGUUGGUGUUGGUAUUUCAGGAAUGGAAGGUAUGCAAGCUGCUAGAAGUGCUGAUAUUUCAAUUGGACAAUUCAAAUAUUUGAAAAAAUUAUUACUUGUUCAUGGCUCUUGGUCAUAUCAAAGAAUUUCAACUGCCAUCUUAUAUUCAUUUUAUAAAAAUAUCACCCUUUACAUGACUCAAUUUUGGUUUGUUUUUACCAAUGGGUUUUCAGGACAAUCAAUUGCUGAAUCUUGGACAUUGACAUUUUAUAAUGUUUUAUUUACAGUUCUACCACCAUUUGUUUUGGGUGUUUUUGAUCAAUUUGUUUCUGCUAGAUUAUUAGAUAAAUAUCCUCAAUUAUAUCAAUUAGGUCAACAAAGAAAAUUUUUCAAUGUACCAAUUUUUUGGAGUUGGAUUAUAAAUGGAUUUUAUCAUUCAGCUGUUAUUUUUCUUUGUUCAUUCUUUAUCUACAGAUAUAUGAAUAAUUUAGCUAGUGGAUUAACAACUGAUAAUUGGGCAUGGGGAGUUGCUGUUUAUUCAGCAUGUACUUUAACAGCUUUGGGUAAAGCAGCACUUGUUGUUACUUUAUGGACUAAAUUUACAUUGAUUGCAAUUUUAGGUUCAUUUGUAUUAUGGUUAUGUUGGUACCCUGCGUAUGCAACAAUUGCCCCAAUGAUAAAUGUUUCAGUUGAAUAUAGAGGUGUUUUAAGAGCAACUUAUCCAUCAAUAACAUUUUGGGGUAUGAUAUUUGGAAUUUCAGUAUUAUGUCUUUUACGAGAUUUAGCUUGGAAAUUUUAUAAAAGAUUAUAUAUUCCAGAAAGUUAUCAUUAUGUUCAAGAAAUUCAAAAAUAUAAUAUUCAAGAUUAUAGACCAAGAAUGGAACAAUUUCAAAAAGCCAUUAGAAAAGUUAGACAAGUACAAAGAAUUAAGAAACAAAGAGGUUUUGCAUUUUCACAAAGUGAAGGACAAGAUCAAGAUAAAAUUGUUAGACUUUAUGAUACUACUAAAAGAAGAUAA